This is a messenger RNA of Rotaria sp. Silwood1, 1662 nucleotides long. The record is from the annotation of a GenBank genome assembly. Lineage: Eukaryota; Metazoa; Rotifera; Eurotatoria; Philodinida; Philodinidae.
AUGAAACAAGGAAAAUAUGGAUAUUUAUUAAAUCAAUAUUCAAUUAUAAUUGGUAUUUAUACUAAUCUUGAUGAUUUAUGUAAUUCAAUUAAAGAACAAAUUGUUCUUGUUAGUAAGCAAAUACAAACAUUUUCUUUUUUUGCUCAACAUGAAAGAUUGACCAAAGAUUUAUCCAAAGAAUCAGCACAGUUUCUUUGGCUUCAAGUUUUCAAUUAUGUUAUUGCUCGUCUCCCACGAAAUCAACAAGCAAAAGAACAAAUGAUUCAAAUGUGUAAAGAAUAUUAUCGUGGAAAUCGAACAGAAAUCAAAUUAAUUGAAGAGUUUGAACAACAUUAUAAAGCAGAAGAUGCAAUUCGUUGGUAUUCAAAGCAAUCAUUUAUUUAUAAAUUAGUUAAUAAAGCAUUAAGAACAGAAGAUAUCGAACUAUUGUAUAAAUUUCGGUUCUUUAUUGGUGAUCUUUCUGAAAGCCUUCAAUGCCAACAUAAAAAUAUCGUAGAAUCAGAAGAACAAAUUUUGAAUGUUUAUCGAGGAACAACACUUGACAGAGAAGAAGUUCAAAAAUUAAAACAAAAUAAGGAAAAACUUAUUUCAACAAAUGGAUAUUUAUCAACUAGUCGAGACAGAUCAUUAGCAUUAAGUUUUGCAUUGAAACCAACAAAAAGAAUUGAUGUUGUUUCUACUCUUUUCCAUAUUCAAUGUCAUAUUAAGGAAAUGGAUGAAAAUAUUAUUUUUGCUGAUAUUAGUGAAUAUGAUAAAUCACAAAACUAUUUUCAACAAUUAGUCACUGAUCCUAAUGAUGAAGAUCAAGCAUGGAUUGAAUAUAAUAUUGGACGAGCUCUUCUUUGUAAAGGUGAAUUGUACAGAGCUCGAGAAUAUUAUGAUCGCGCUUAUGAUCGGAUGAUGAAAAAUAAACCAGCACGAAUCAAAGAUUCUGCUCAUGUUCUCAGUGACAUUGGUGACAUUCUUCGUAAGCAAGGAAAAUACGAUGAAGCUCUUGAUUGUUACCAAAAAGCAUUACAAAUACGACAGAAAUGUUAUCCAUCUGGCCAUACCGAUACUGGUGCCACUUUCAAUAAUAUCGGCGACUGUUAUGAAAAGCAGAACCAGAGACAGAUGGCGCUUGAGUAUUAUCAUCGUGUAUUGGAUAUUUAUGAUAAGUUUCUUCCUAUUAACCAUCCAGAUCGGCAGAGAAUCGACAAGAACAUUCGUCGACUUACUGAAAAAAGUAAUUAAAUUGUACAGUAAAGAAUACGAUUUCUUUGUCAACAAAGAAACUUCGUUUUCUGUUUCGGUUGAGAGUGUUGGUGUGGAUGUGGAUGUGGGUUUGUGAGUAUCGAUGUGGUUUUUCUCUUAACGCACAACCACAUCCACACCAAAGUAAGAAGUUUGGUGUUAUGAUUUUCGCAUGGAUCCAUAAGAAUUAUUUAUUUUACAAUAGAAAAAGUGCAUACUGUUCAACCUAAACAGUCAAGUCCGAAAAAAAUUAUUUAAGAAAAUCUGCUUUCAAUAGAACGAAGAAAAAUAAUGUCAUUGACCGUUGAUGGAUCUAAGUUAGACCGUCGUUCAGUAAUGAUUUUACCCGCUGCGGGUGUAGAUGUCUAUCUUUACUUGAACUACACCUACACCCACACCCACACCCACACCCACCCACACCCCACACCC